UUUUUUUUUUUUUUAUCUCCAGCUGCUGUGCUCUGAUGAAGCUCAACACGGAAUCUCAUUAAAUCCAAACACUGGCUGAAGGUUGGGUUUGGGGAUUUGGAGCUCAAACCUGCUGAAGUUUAAACUUUUAAAGCUUGGAUGAAAAGAUCUUUUGUGUAUCACCUGGAUCUCUCCAGCCCAGAUCUGUCGUUGUUCUUCUGUCUGAAUCCCUGCUGCUGCUGCUGCUGCUUUCAUCUGCCGCCAUGAAGCUGUGAAGCUCCUGAGAAUAAAACCAUCAUGGGUUGCUCGGUUGUCGUCGUUGCUGUUGCUGUAUCAGGUCUCGGUGGUCUGGUGUUCGGCUAUGAGCUUGGGAUCAUCUCUGGGGCUCUGCUGCAGCUCCAGUUCCAGUUCCAGUUGCACUGUGUCCAGCAGGAGGCGGUGGUCAGCUCACUCCUCAUUGGAGCCAUUCUGGCUUCUGUUAUCGGCGGCUGGCUAAUCGAUCGUCAUGGCAGGAGGACGUCCAUCUUACUGAGCAACCUUCUGAUCAUUGGCGGGAGCCUGAUCCUGAGUAUUAGCAUCUCGUUUCUGAUGCUAAUCUCUGGCCGUGUCCUGGUGGGCUUUGCCAUGUGCGUAUCCUCGAUGUCCUGCUGCAUCUUUGUCUCGGAGAUGGUUUCACCUGAACGCAGGGGUUUGAUGGUCACUCUGUAUGAAGUUGGUGUCACAAUUGGGAUUUUGUUCGCAUAUGUAGUCAACUGCGUCUUAUCUGGAGCUCAGGAAGGAUGGCGGUACAUGUUCGGGUUGGCUGUCGCACCGUCACUUGCACAGCUGGUUUUGAUUUGGGUUCUGCCUCCUCAGCACAUGCCAAUCAUACAGCUCCCAAACGAGAACACUGAAAACAGGACUUUAAAUGGAGCGCAAAUGCACAAGAAGACGUACACGAUCGGAAAUCUGUUCCAGCGCCAGGAUAACAUGUGCACCCGGACUGUGAUUGGCCUUGGCCUGGUCAUGUUCCAGCAGUUCUCGGGUCAGCCCAACGUGCUCUUCUAUGCCUCCACCGUCUUUCAGUCUGUGGGAUUCGAGAGCGGCGCGUCUGCUGUGUUGGCAUCGCUCGGUCUCGGGAUCAUUAAAGUUAUCGCGACGUUGGCGGCGAUGUUCUGCGCAGAUAAAGUUGGACGGAGGCCGCUUCUGAUUGGUGGCUGCUCGGUUAUGGCUGUCGGUUUGAUGAUUAUUGGGUUCCUGAGCAGAUAUUCGGAAUUUGAUUCGGUGAAACACUGCAGCUCUGAUUCCAACAACACCGUGUUUUCUGAGAUCGGGAAUAAUAACACGACUGCACUUCAUCAUGACGCAGGGAAGUCGAAUUGGAUUAUUUUGUUUUGCAUGAUGACUGUCGUUGCUGCUUUCUCCAUGGGGUUCGGGCCAAUGACGUGGGUCGUGCUGAGUGAAAUUUUCCCAGCAGAUGUGCGCGGACGAGCGUUUGCUUUGAGCAACUGCUUUAACUGGGCGGCCAACCUGAUCGUCACCUUCUCCUUCCUCAACGUCAUGGAUGUGAUGGGUCUUUCUGGAACGUUCUUCACGUAUGGUGUGAUCGCAGUAGCAGCCGUUGUUUUUAUCUACAUCCUUCUACCAGAGACUAAAGGCAAAGCGCUGCAGGACAUCGACAGGGAGCUGUGUGAAAGACGGUUUCCUCACAGAGCUGAAUUCUGCAGCCUUUUCCAAAGACGACGCUUUUCACCUGGAUACCAGAGAGUCUCCUGGACGAGUUCAUCGGUGUAACGUCCUCCAUCAGCGUAACGUUCAUCAGUCAACCAGCAAGAACCUGAAGAUUUAUUAUUACCUCCGCCAAGGAGGUUAUGUUUUCGGUAGCGUUGGUUUGUUUGUUGGUUGGUUUGUCUGUUAGCAACAUUACGGAAAAAGUAAUGAACGGAUUGCUCUGAAAUUUUUUCCAGAGGUGUGACUGGGCACAAGUAACAAUCCAUUAAAUUUUGGCGGUGAUCCGGAUCCCAGGUUUUUUGAAGGAUUCGUGGCGGAGGUCUGUGCUCUCCAAGUGCUUUUCUAGUCUAAAACAUGCAUUUAAAAAAAAUGCUAAAAUUGUGUUUAGAUUAAAUGUUAAAAUUAAACAUUAAAAUUAAACAGUGUAUAGUAACAAUAUAUAAACUAAGGUUAAGUGCGUGCUU
Molecule: messenger RNA, 2153 nt
Organism: Neoarius graeffei (lesser salmon catfish)
Lineage: Eukaryota; Metazoa; Chordata; Actinopteri; Siluriformes; Ariidae
Gene: slc2a10
Product: solute carrier family 2 member 10
Exons: 7
Coding region: 277-1752 (491 amino acids)
Biological process (GO): transmembrane transport
Cellular component (GO): membrane
Molecular function (GO): transmembrane transporter activity
Source: RefSeq, a predicted model, not a curated record